AUGAACUUCAUCGUAGAUGAAGACAUUAAGCUAGUGUCAGUGUGGCUCAAUGUUAGCUUAGAUGUCGUGACAUUGACGGACCAAAAACACACAACAUUUUGGGAUAGAAUUUGGUCCACCUUCCACAAUGACAAGAAAUUUAACCGCACCAAGGUUUCUUUAAACAAUCGGUGGUCAACAAUUCAAAGGGAGACCAACAAGUUUUGUGGAUACUUGGCCCAAAUUGAGAACCGGAAUGAAAGUGGUAGAACUGAGCAUGACAAGAUUAAUGAUGCAAAAGCUAUGUAUCAAAGUAAUAGCAAAAAUGCAUUUCAAUUGGAACAUUGUUGGAGAAUUUCAAGUAAUGAAGCUAAGUGGUUGAUUCUAAGAGAUAAUUUGAAGGUCCGCACAAGACAACCAGCCACACAAUCUCGUCAUACGUUUGCAAGCUCAAUAAAUCUAGAUGAAGAUAAUGAUGAGACGAACUUCGGCGAAACCUUGGAGAGACCCAUAGGCAAGAAGGCCGAAAAGGAGAAAUUAAAGAAAAGAAAGAAUUGUGAUGAAGUGGUCCCAAUAAUUUCCUCCCAAUUGGACGAAAUCAAGGAAGAAAAGAGGAGAAUGCAUGAGGAGAAAAAGGAAAGUAUGCACAUUGCAUUAGAAUAA
Molecule: messenger RNA, 642 nt
Organism: Quercus lobata
Lineage: Eukaryota; Viridiplantae; Streptophyta; Magnoliopsida; Fagales; Fagaceae
Product: glutathione S-transferase T3-like
Exons: 2
Coding region: 1-642 (213 amino acids)
Source: RefSeq, a predicted model, not a curated record